This is a messenger RNA of Astyanax mexicanus (Mexican tetra), 5190 nucleotides long. RefSeq names its product potassium channel, subfamily K, member 2b (gene kcnk2b). The record is from RefSeq and is a predicted model, not a curated record. The transcript has 7 exons. Lineage: Eukaryota; Metazoa; Chordata; Actinopteri; Characiformes; Acestrorhamphidae. Gene Ontology annotation, molecular function: potassium ion leak channel activity; outward rectifier potassium channel activity. The coding region runs from base 387 to 1634 and encodes 415 amino acids. Gene Ontology annotation, biological process: potassium ion transmembrane transport; stabilization of membrane potential. Gene Ontology annotation, cellular component: membrane.
GAGACCGGCUGCGAGAAAGAGAGAGCAGAUAAAGAGAGAGAGGGAGAUGGGAGAGAGAAAGAGAGAGCAGAUGAAGAGAGAGAGGGGGAUGUAAGAGAGAGUGAGAUGCAGAGAGAGAGAGAAAAUGAGAGAGAGGGGAGAGGGAGAUAGAUAAGGAGAGGCAGACGGAGAGGGAGAGCAGAGAAGGUGAGAGAGAGAGAGAGAGAGAGAGAAAGAGAGAGAGAGAGAGAGUAUAAAGGGGAGCGCGAGAGGCGAGUAAGAGGAGGAGGAGUAGGAGAGCGGAGCUCGAGCUCCGAUCACGAGUCAUGAGGAGAGGACGGAAACGGGGAGUUUAAGCGCGCGAGCUCUGCAGAUGAGGGAGAGAAACGAGAAUCGGGCAUCAAAGAAUGGCCGCUCCUGAUCUUCUGGACCCUAAAGCCGCCGCCCACAACUCCAAGCCCCGCCUUUCGUUCUCCGCCAAGCCGGUGGUGCUGAACACGCCUGACGAUUUUGAGCCGCGAGUCAGCGUCAUGCGUUGGAAAACUGUUCUGACCGUCUUUCUGCUGGUGGUGCUCUACCUGAUCAUAGGAGCCACCGUGUUCAAGGCUCUGGAGCAGCCACACGAGAUCUCCCAAAAACUGGCCAUCCUCAACAAAAAGCUCAAUUUCCUCAUAGAGCAUCCCUGCGUCAACUCCACCGAACUGGAGGAAUUAGUGAAGGAAGUGAUUCAUGCAAUCCGAGUAGGAGUGAACCCAUCAGGAUAUGCGUCCAAUCAGACGAGUUUAUGGGAUCUCAGCAGCUCUUUCUUCUUUGCUGGAACUGUUAUCACUACUAUAGGGUUUGGGAAUAUUUCGCCUCACACAGAAGGGGGCCGGAUUUUCUGUAUUGUCUACGCUCUUCUGGGAAUCCCUCUGUUCGGCUUCCUGCUGGCGGGAGUGGGUGACCAGCUGGGGACCAUAUUUGGGAAGGGCAUUGCCAAAGUGGAGAAAAUGAUUGUGAAAUGGAAAGUGAGCCAGACUAAGAUUCGUGUAAUCUCCACGGUUCUCUUCAUCCUCUUUGGUUGCCUGCUCUUCGUGACGUUGCCAGCCAUCAUCUUCCAGCACAUCGAGCGCUGGAGCACACUGGACGCUAUCUACUUUGUCGUCAUCACACUGACGACCAUUGGUUUUGGAGAUUUUGUGGCAGGUGGGUCUGAGAUGGAGUAUCAGGACUACUAUAAACCAGUGGUCUGGUUCUGGAUUCUGGUGGGUCUGGCCUACUUCGCUGCAGUUCUCAGCAUGAUUGGAGACUGGUUCCGAGUCAUAUCAAAGAAAACUAAAGAAGAGGUGGGCGAGUUCCGGGCACACGCUGCAGAGUGGACCGCCAACGUCUCAGCAGAGUUCAAAGAGACCCGCCGGCGGCUGAGCGUCGACAUCUACGACAAGUUCCAGCGAGCCGCCUCCAUUAAACGCAAGCUUUCGGCCGAGCUGGGCCUCAACAACCCGCCUGUCAACCAAGAGAUGGGCAAGCGCACGCUGUCCGUCAACCUGGGGGACGAGAGGGAGGUGUACCCCUCCUACCCGCUUUCCCGUAACGGCAGCCUGUUCAUGAACGGUCUCAGUCCGGAGUACGCCGCCGACCGCCGGGACAUCGCUGUUAUAGAACACCUGAAAUGAGAGAGGGAGAGAGAGACUGAGCACCAGCCUUACAACUAUAUCAAAAAAGUCAAAUAUACACAGUUAUCCCCUUCACUUCUCCAAUGUAGUUUAUCAGGUAAGACGUUUGGUGUCGGGAAUUUGGUCAUAGGAAACUUCAAGGUUAACAUUUAACAUGUAACAGAAAGUCGUCCUGCACUACCGAACUAUCAUUGCAUUCUUAAAUAUUAAAAUAGCAAAUGAAUCUGCAGAAAAUUAGAUUAUUCCACUAAUUUGAUCAAUGUGUUUACAUGCACCUGGGUAAUCAGGUAACGGGAAACUCCAGAUUUACAUGAGCCAAGCAAUAAUUGAAUUUAUAUUUUACAAUCAGCUAUUAAUAUUGGGAACAUUUGUUUUCUUAAUAUACAUUUUUUCUAAUAUUUAUUUAGUUCUAAUAAUGCUGAUUUUCUUGUAGAUUUUUUUAAAUAUUUGCUUCAGUUAUGGUGAUGAGUUUCUUUUUUUUGGGGGGUGGGGGGGAUUAAUUAGCACCUGUGCUAGUUCGAGUAAUGUUUGUGAGCAGCAUGCACUGAUUGAGAAAACCGUAAAAAAAAUCAGAAUAAGCAUAUACAUGCGUAUAUGUAUAUGGCUCUGGAAAAAUGAAGAGACCCCACUUAAAAAUGAUGACUGGCAUAAAGUUAUCCAAAACAGUGUGUAAGACUGGUGGAGGAGAACAUGCCAGAUGCAUGAAAACUGUGAUUAAAACUCUUCCACCAAAUAUUGAUUUCUGAACUCUUUCAACUCUGAGCUGGUUUUCUUUGCAUUAUUUAAGGUCUGAAAGCUCUGCAUCUUUUUUUGUUAUUUCAUCCAUUUUUCAUUUUCUGCAAAUAAAUGCUUAAAUUACAUUAUUUUUUAUUUGGAAUUUGGGAGAAAUGUUGUCUGUAGUUUAUAGAAUAAAACAACAAUGUGCAUUUUACUUAAAUGUAUACCUAUAAAUAGCAAAAUCAGAGAAACUGAAAAUGAAGUCUCCAUGGAAACGUAUGAUAAGUAUUUUUCCACAAUAUGCAUCAAAACAUACAGAAUAUUAUAGGAGGAAAAGAUAGAAUAAAUGAUUAUUAUUAUCAUUAUAAUUAUUAUCAUUAUUGCAAAUUUGUUACUAUAUAUAUAUAUAUAUAUAUAUAUAUUUACGUUUUUAAGUUAUACACCACUAUAUCCAAAAAAAUUAUAUAUUGUCUUUUGUUGAAAAAUAGCAGAAAAAUUGUAAUGCUCAAGAUUUCAGUCAUAUCAUCUCACUUCAAGUCAAAUCAUCUUCGCCUACAAACAAACCUACAAUAAAAAACAAGCAAGAUCUAUCAAUCAGUUUUUUUACAGCCAGCUAAAUAUCUCUGCCUUAAGAAGCAUCCUCCAGACACCAAACACGUCUUAACUGAUCCACUACAUUAGAGACUAUGUGGAGAAACUGUGUGAAUGUGUGAACUGUGUGAAUCUUUCAGCAACAUAUGGAGGGUGUGGACAACGUGUGAGGGGAACGGUUCUAAAAGAUGAAGAUUAAUAAAGAGAAAGAGAGAGAGAGAGAGAGAGAGAGAGAGAGAGAGGAGAUCAGAAGUGGUGAAAUUGUGAAAGAGGGAGCUGGUGAUGAAAAUAGCAUCAGGAAUUGAGGGACGGCGCUGUGUUUGCUGGGGCAGUGUGUUCUGUGCUCUUUUCAGCAGGUGAAGCUCCACAUGCUUUAUUACAGGACUGAGGGUACGUUCUCAUUAUAAGCCUUUUCCCACAGUUCCAGUUCUCUAUGGAGAUCAGAUCUUUCCAUCAGUACAGGUCACAGUCACAUUUGUGUGUGUGAAUGACACAUAUCUGUCACUAAACAGACGUGCAGCUCGAACAGACUAACACAUUUCAGCACAUUGCUAGCUGUUCAGCGUUCAUAACCUUUUUCUUGUUUAAUGGAAUAUUCUGGGGUUUAUACUCUGAAAGAUUUGCUGAGAGAUUUUAAGGUCAACACUGAAGUUUUUAUAUCUUUCAUAGCUUUUUGUAAUAUUUAUAUACAAAUCUGUGUAAGGAGGAAAGGAGUGUUAAACAUACCGGCGACUAUUUAAUUGAGAUCAGAUGCUUAUUCAAAAAAUUCACUCUCCUUAAUCCACACUGACACUGCUCUAUAGGCACAAACUGUAUAGUCAAACUCAGCCAUUUGUUUCCUAAAUAAUCUGGACUUUACUGAAUCUGGGUUAUACAAACUUUAGAAAUGAAUUAUGAAUUAAAUUCUUGAAUUUGAGUAGAAUUUGAAGUGAGAUUGCAAACAGGAAGUGGAAUUGCGGAAUUUAAUUAAAUUUAAAUUCAAAUUGCAGGAAGUAGGAUCAGAAUUCCAUGAAAGUCAAAGAAAUUUCUAAUACAUAGUGAAGGUGUAUUUAAGAAUGAAUCUUUACAGUAUAUGGUAAAUAUGAUCGCAACAUGAAUUUUUAGAUAGAUACUAUUGUGUGGACCAUAAAUUAACAUUAAAUACAGACUAUAAUACAGAGCUCUAAAAACUUUCAAAUUGUUUAAAAUGAUAGAACAGAAUUUCAUUUUCCAGAAUACCGUGCUUUAUCCAAGUCUUCAAGUCUUCAUUUUGUAUAAAGUACACUUCAGAGAAAGAAGGUAAUUGUAGGUCUGAGCUGGUUUGUACUAUUAAUUUUUGUAUUUACAGCAAUAUACAAAAUGACACACGUAUGUGAUAAGAUACUGAAUUGCAAUGAAUUCAAUUAUUUUAAAUUCAUUCCAACAUACUGUAGUGUGUAUUUCAUUCAAAUUCAAAUGCAUCCAUUGAAUUAAAUUAAAUUCAAUUCUAAACUUCAAAUUUUGGCACAGCCCUGCUCAAAAUGUUCUCCAGAAAUGUUAGCCAGUAUCAUUGUCUUCAGUGUUAAAAGUGUUAAAAGACUAUCAAAUUUGGAUUAGAUGCUUUUUAAUAUUUGAUGCUUUUAGCACCUCCAUGUAUCACAUGUGUCCCCAGUUUAGGAGUUUAUACAAUAGUGAUUCAAACCACUCACUAUUCAAGAUCAUUUUUGGUGUUUACACAGCUCUGAAAAAACAACAACAAUCCAAUUUCUUUCACCCUAAUGUGAACAAACAUUUAUGCUUCAUAAGAAGAAGACUUGGAUUUCUACUGUAAUGUACAUACAUCCCUUCAUUCAUUGCUAUUCACAUAAUAUAUGACAGAUAUGUGUCAUUAAAAAAGACCCAAAUAUGAAUUGCUAUUCACAUUAACCCUUUCAGACCCUGCAUCCAUUGCAAUGGACAACAUCUGUUUUUUUGUUUAUUUCUUGUGUAUUCUUGCAUUUAACACAGAUUGAGGCCUGUUGUCCAACAGAAUUUAAAUUUAUUAACCAAUCAAACAGCAGCUAAGUCCUGCCUACUACAUUGGACAAAAUAAAAAAAAUAUUUUAUAAUAAAAAUUAUAAUAAAAAUUAUUCAUAAUAAAAAUAUUUUUAUUGCUUAGGGAUGAUUUGUGAAAUAGAAAGUGAUCUAAAAGUCAUAAAUAAUAAAAAAGAACAAUGUUAAACACAUGAAUACACUGCAUUUAACAUAGAAAUGUAUUUCUAGUACAUUACAGACAGGAAACAGCACGCUU